UGGCAAUGCAGUGUUAGUCCUUUUUGAUUGAUUGUGUGCUUAUAAUGCUUUAUUGCCAAUGAACAAAGUUAUGCAUAGACAUACUAUUCGUAUUAUAAAUUAAAAAAAAUUAAUUUAACGCUUUCUAGAACUUUUUACCUUUUUCCUGUUUCUAUCAUCACUGAUAGCAAUGCUCAUUUCUAUCCAUAUUACUGAAAGCUUUGUUGAGAUGGCUUGUCGCUUGUAUCAUUUCGAGUUAGGUGAACAGAAGAACUUGGAUUCAUUGUGCAGUACAAUACAGGAAUUGGUUGACGUAUCAUCUCUCACUAAGGAUUGGAGUUUACUCAAAUUGGCAACAGCUCUGAAGUUUCUUGUUUACCCUAAACAAUCGUAUGAAGUUUGGAAACCUUCUCAGAUUUUGUCAGCUUCUGAGUAUCUGAACAUAAAAUCCAUGAGACGUCAAUACAGAGAAGUGAUUAUGUCUGUGGUUGAUGUCUUGUCGGUCUACAAAGAUGUUCUUGCUCUCUAUGAAAAAAGGCUUGAGAUUCUGUCAGAUAUAAACCUCGUGCUGCCGCUGAGGCCAAAGAAGAUCAAAUUAUGGAAUUCUCGUUUUUUGAGAAAACUCAAUUCGACUGAUUUAUGUACUGGCUCCAAAGUUGGAACAGAAGCUAUUACUGAUGUUGAUGGUAUGCUUGACUCCGCCACUCAAAAUAAUUGUAGUGGAGUAGCUCUUGUGAAGAGCAGUGAAUUGGGUUUCCCUGAGACACGACACGAUGUUACUUAUGAUAUGCAGGCUGGAGAUACUGAUACAAAGCAUACAAGUGCAGCACGAAGCAUGGGUGAAACUCAGAAAGAGAAUAACAUUAAAGAACCUGGUGCAAUGGGAGUGAAAGCAGCGGACAGCUUGGAAAAUUUUGAGCUGCCUCAGACUGCUGAUGCUAGCAACAAAACGACUGCACAGCUUACUCAAGAAACUACUGGAAAUGGGAUGAAGGCUCUAGACAGUGCAGGUGAAAGCAUGCAGAGCGGACAGGUAUUUUCCCCGAGAGGCGACGAGAGCAAAGAAUUGGAUUUCCCUGCGACACUACAAGAUGUUCCUUGUGAUAAGCAAACGAGUGCAGCACAAAGCACGCGUGAAACUGCGAAAAAGAAUAACAUUGAAGAAUCUGGUGCAAAGAGAGUGAAAGCAGAGGACAACUUGGAAAAAUUUGAGCGGCCUCGGACUGCUGAUGCUAGCAACGAAACGACUGCACAUUCUACUCAUCAAGAAACUAGUGAAAAUGAGACGAGUGCGGCACAAAGCACGGGUGAAACGGAGAACAAGAAUAACAUUGAUGAAACUAUUGCUGAUGGAGUGAAAGCAGAGGAAAGUUUGGCAGAUGUCAUGCGGUCUCAGACUGAUGACUCUAACCUGCACAUGACUGCACCGCAGGACCCAAAUAAGAGCCAAGUUGAGCAGACUCAAAAAGCUGCAGAAGGCGAGCUUACCAGAAGCCAAGCUGAGCAGACUCGAAAGGCUGCAGAAGGCGAGCUUACCAGAAGGGAAAAGUUCAGAGUGAAGGACAUUUUGGCUGAGGACGAAGCCAAGACCAAGCCAGCAAAGCAACGUCUAUGGAGGUGGCUUAUUCCCUGCCUCUCUGAGCAAUGAGUCUUGUCUAUCUUCAUUCACUGGAGUGCAUUAAAUCAUACUCCCUCCCGUCCCACAAUAUAAAACAAGCUUGCAAAAACGUCUUACAUUGUGGGGCGGAGGGAGUACCUAAUUAUCAUGUAGGAAUGGAUUUGGGGUUCAAAACCUGUAACGUUUGGUAGUGAUCUGAACUUACUACAUUAUAUGUCCUGUUCACCUUUAAACUUCACAAUCGUGAUGUGUUUGUGUAUUUGUUGGUGCAAUGUAUUG
This is a messenger RNA of Triticum aestivum (bread wheat), 1876 nucleotides long. RefSeq lists its product as uncharacterized. Bases 170 to 1627 code for a protein of 485 amino acids. The transcript is spliced from 2 exons. NCBI's taxonomy places the organism in Eukaryota, Viridiplantae, Streptophyta, Magnoliopsida, Poales, Poaceae. The record is from RefSeq and is a predicted model, not a curated record.